GUUCGGAUAAAUAGGUUUUUUGUUGCUUUUCUUAAAAAUCUAGUUAUCUUAAAUUCUCGGGUCUUUCUUGUUUAGAUUAGAAGUAAGACGGUACUGAUUAUUCAUUAUAUGUUUCGGCUCCAAGAAUCAAGUUCCAAUUUAAUGAUCAGCUUAAUCUUUUAAAGAUCUUUUGAUGAACUUUGAAAUUUGUCAUAUGUUCAUUGGUCGUUUAUCCAUUUUCUAUACAGAAGGGUCAAGAUAAAUUUUUAUCGUUGCAAAGUCCUAUAUUUUGAAAAUAGUUGGUCAGAUUAUUAUCUUGAAGGCAAUAAUUUUAUUAAAAUCAGGAUUCUAUAUUGAAUGAUAGGUUAUAUACAAUAUCUGAAGGCUUUUAGAUCUUUAAUGGGGAAAAGAUUGUACUCUUUACUAUUAAGGUUCAAGAAAGGAACAUUUUUAUUUCUCAAUGUUAGGAUGAGACCAGAGGAUCGAUUUCUUUUAGUACAUUUAGGAACGUAUUUCUAUCCACUAUAACAGCCAGCAUACCAGAGAUAUUUUAGUACGAGAAAAGUGUGUGGUUAAAUUUAUUCCAAAGUGUUCUUUAAAUCUAUUAUAAGAAGAUGACCACGCACCAGUUUGAUCCUGACAUUGUUCGGUGGGGCCAUCACCUUAUAGAUUGCUCUCCAAUGCGUGGUGGUUCUCCUAAGAUUAUUACUUGUUAUGACAUGGACAUGUCUCGAAUUUAUUAUGUGGAGGAAGGUUAUUGUGACACAACAGAAUCCGUUGUGGAGAAUGAUGAAGUAAUUGCUCAUGCUCUUCAGGAAGAGUUAGCAAGACUUAGAACUACUGAGGAAUCCAGAUUUACAUGUGCUGAAGAUCAAGAUCAGCAAGAGUCUGUUUUUUCUCAGGAUUGGUCUGAUACUUCAAGAAGGCAAUUUUAUUAUGAUUACAAUAGUAACCAAGAAUCCACCCUUGAUAGUGAAUUAGGAAGAAGACUGAAUGAGAUGAUUCCAGUACCUCAUGUUCCUAAAAUUAAUGGAGAAAUUCCGUCAGCUGAUGAUGCCAUGUCAGAUCAUGAAAGGAUGCUCGCCAGAUUGGAGUUAUAUGACCUGGUUGAACGAGAAAUUUCAGGGGAUGGUAAUUGCCAGUUUCGUUCAUUAUCAGAUCAAAUAUAUCGUACUCCCAAGCAUCAUAAAUUAGUGAGAGAACAAGUUUUGUACCAGCUGAUGUCCUAUCGAGAGCUGUAUGAAAAUUAUGUUCCAAUGGCUUAUGACGACUACUUGAAGAAAAUGAGCAAGACAGGCGAAUGGGGGGAUCAUGUCACAUUGCAGGCUGCUGCAGACACUUAUGGCGUCAAAAUAUUUGUCAUUACGUCGUUUAGGGAUACCUGCUAUAUUGAGAUUCUUCCAAAUACUCUGAAGUCAAACAGAAUGAUAUUUUUGAGCUUCUGGGCGGAAGUGCACUAUAACUCUAUUUAUCCGCGAGAAGAAUAUCUUAGAGGAGGAAAUGCCGAUGAAGGCAAGGGGAGUUUUACCUCUAAAAGGAGAGAGAGAGUCAGUUUGGUAGAGAGUGAAAGUAAAGGCACAUCUUAUAUGGAAUAUUCGGAAGGUAAUGGGCGUUUAAUUGGUUGGAUUCAGUUUGUAUUCCUUAAUAUUGCUUCUGUUUUGCAGAAUUUCCUGUAUUGGGGAGCAAGAAAAAGAAGAAGUGGUGGAAAGCCUGAUUAUUAGCUUGUUUUGUGCAUGCAGUUCUGAUGUAAUUCAUACAUUUAUUCUUUUAUUAAAUGUUGAUAUACAUAUUUUUUAGUACAUUUUUGAACUUUGCAACUUUCAAGAUUCAAGUAGGCAGUAUAUUUUUCUUAGUUUUCAA
Messenger RNA from Olea europaea var. sylvestris, 1839 nucleotides. RefSeq names its product OTU domain-containing protein DDB_G0284757-like. Lineage: Eukaryota; Viridiplantae; Streptophyta; Magnoliopsida; Lamiales; Oleaceae. The transcript is spliced from 11 exons. Gene Ontology annotation, biological process: protein deubiquitination. The record is from RefSeq and is a predicted model, not a curated record. The coding region runs from base 594 to 1700 and encodes 368 amino acids. Gene Ontology annotation, molecular function: cysteine-type deubiquitinase activity.